This is a messenger RNA of Pseudomyrmex gracilis, 1611 nucleotides long. RefSeq lists its product as uncharacterized. The transcript has 5 exons. The coding region runs from base 1 to 1611 and encodes 536 amino acids. The record is from RefSeq and is a predicted model, not a curated record. NCBI's taxonomy places the organism in Eukaryota, Metazoa, Arthropoda, Insecta, Hymenoptera, Formicidae.
AUGUUCAACGGAACGGUUGUCACGGGUGAAAAGACGAGUGUAAAAUCGUUCAAUACGCGCAAUCGUAAACUCUAUCACGCGUCGGAUCUGCGCGUGUGGUACGAUCAAGACGUAAUGGAUGCAACAAUGACCGCUCUAGAGGAGUUCCAGGAACGCGACAGCGGCUGGGCGUUGGUGCAAAUACUGUAUCUUACAGUGAAUGUGAACAAUCAUAAUUCCAUGCGCGCGCGAUGUCAGGUCCAGAUAACGCGUAAGGUUCAGUUCAAACACGCGGUAGUGAACUAUUCCGCGUACGCAAGUGUAUUGAACUUUGAUAAAAUAGAGUUUCCAAUCACAUUGCACCAAGUCGCUCGUUUUGAACGCAACAACGUGUCCGUAAACGUGUUUACGGCGGCAGAACAGGGACACGGAUACGUGCCGCUGCACUUUACGUCAAACAAGAAGAACAAGUAUGUGAAUCCAUUGUAUGUUCCUGAUCAACAAGAUAGACACGUGGGACACUUUGCAUGGAUAAAAAAUUUAUCGCGUUUGGUUAGCUCGCAAUUGAGCAAAAAGAAGACAGCGAAGUACAUAUGCGACCGAUGUCUACACUACUUCCACACAAGCAAGAAGCUAGCAAAACACAUCGUGGACUGUGAACGAUUAAAUGACAGCGCAGUUGUUCUUUCCGCUGAGGGAAAAAACCGUUUGAGAUUUAAGAAUUAUAACAAGGAACGUGUUCCAAUGGUGGUACACGCCGACUUGGAGUGCGUACUCGAGAAACAGAACAAAGAGCAGAACGCAUCGAGCGCGCACAAGUACCAAAGACACAGUGUGUUCAGCAUCGGUUACUACGUGAACUGCGCGCACAUCAACAUCGGAUACAGAUCCUAUAGAGGUGAAAACUGCGUGCAGUGGUUCGUGAAUAAACUGCACAAUCUCGCAAAACGUGCAAAGACAUUGUUUGCAAAAAACGUGCCCAUGGCAAAUUCCACACCGUUGGAAGUGAAGCGGUUUGAGAACGCCAAAUAUUGCCACGUGUGCAAACAACCGUUCGAGCAAGAUGACAAGAAGGUCUACGUUGUUCCCAUUGUGUUCUACAACUUGUCGGAGUACGACGCGCAUUUUAUUAUCAAAGAUGUGGCCACCGCUUUCAAGGUACUCGAGACAAAGACAAACAUAACUGCGUGCAAUUUGCGGUUCAUCGAUUCAUACAAAUUUCUGAGCAGAAGCUUAGAGAAGCUCGCGUCUUAUCUCGACAAGAGGGAACUGCGAGUGACUCGAACGGAAUUCAGAGAUCUCUCCGCCGAGGACUUCGAACUGCUUACGCGAAAAGUUGUGUUUCCAUACGAAUAUGUGGACAGCAUCGACAAACUGUUGGAAACCAGUCUGCCACUGCAUGAAGCGGUUUACAGUUCGCUCACCGGUGAGACCGUGACAGAGAGCGAGUACGCGCACGCGACGAAUGUAUGGCGACAAUUCAACAUCGACAAUCUGGUAUCAUACAGCAAUCUAUAUCUGAAGACUAACGUACUUUUGCUGUCCGAUGUACUUGAAAAUUUUUGUCGCGAGUUCCUCGCGAGUUACGGACUGGAUCCCGCGCACUACUACACGUUGCCCGGAUAUACAUGA